CCGGGCGCGUUAGGUUGCCGCUCGGCGGCGGGCGGAGCUGGUCCCGUUGUGCUGCGGCUCCGCGCGGCCUGCAGUCCCGGGCCCGCGCCCCGCGCCGCCCGCCCGCCCGCCAUGGAGCCCGGCCCCGACGGCCCUGCCGCCUUCGGCCCUGCUGACAUCCACGAGGGCUGGUUCCGCGAGACGUGCAGCCUGUGGCCCGGCCAGGCCCUGUCGCUGCAGGUGGAGCAGCUCCUACACCAUCAGCGCUCGCAGUACCAGGAUAUCCUUGUCUUCCGCAGUAAGAGCUACGGCAACGUGCUGGUGUUGGACGGUGUCAUCCAAUGCACGGAGAGGGACGAGUUCUCCUACCAGGAGAUGAUAGCCAACCUGCCCCUCUGCAGCCACCCAAACCCACGGAAGGUGCUGAUCAUCGGGGGUGGGGACGGAGGUGUCCUGCGGGAGGUGUUGAAGCAUUCCUCCGUGGAGUCUGUGGUCCAGUGUGAGAUUGAUGAGGACGUCAUCCAGGUCUCCAAGAAGUUCCUGCCGGGCAUGGCCGUGGGCUACUCCAGCUCCAAACUGACCCUACACGUGGGCGACGGUUUUGAGUUCAUGAAACAGAACCAGGAUGCCUUCGAUGUUAUCAUCACUGACUCCUCAGACCCUAUGGGCCCUGCAGAGAGUCUCUUCAAGGAGUCCUAUUACCAGCUCAUGAAGACGGCCCUCAAGGACAAUGGCGUCCUCUGCUGCCAGGGCGAGUGUCAGUGGCUGCACCUGGACCUCAUCAAGCAGAUGCGGCAGUUCUGCAAGUCACUCUUCCCCGUGGUGGCCUAUGCGUACUGCACCAUCCCCACCUACCCCAGCGGCCAGAUAGGCUUCAUGCUGUGCAGCAAAAAUCCCAGCACCGACUUCCAGAAGCCCGUGCAGCCUCUGACACAGAAGCAGGUGGAGCAGAUGCAGCUGAAGUACUACAACUCAGACGUGCACCAGGCCGCCUUCGUCCUGCCCGAGUUUGCACGCAAGGCCCUGAAUGAUGUGAGCUGAGCCCAGGCGCCCCUGCUGACACCGCCCAGGACCUCAGGCCAGGGAGCCUCCAGGGCGCCUGGGCGCGACAAGCCCUGGAUGAGACCCCCCACCCCCCGCCCCGCCGGUGUGCCCACCAAGCAAGUGUUACAGGCCCCAGAAUGCUGCCCGGGCUGCCCUGCUGGGCGGACUGUCUCUCUGUCGAAGUGGCGUCCAGCCUCCAAGCCUCUACCAACUGUGUACAGCACCUUCUCCACCUUCUGUCGCCCUCACUCACCAAACACGUGUAUUUAUAACAAAUUCCGAAUCGUGUGUCCCCAGACCUUGAAUGGGCCCAGGCAGGUGCCACAUCAGCCAGUGUUGGGCGUUCCUGUGUAUUGGGCUCGGAGCUGACCCCAGCAUCUGGCCUCCAGGUAUCCGCCACGUGUCGGUGAAUAGGCAGACCCGGCCCUUCUGUGU
Neomonachus schauinslandi (Hawaiian monk seal) is the source of this 1458-nucleotide messenger RNA. It is a transcript of the gene SRM, whose product is annotated as spermidine synthase. The record is from RefSeq and is a predicted model, not a curated record. NCBI's taxonomy places the organism in Eukaryota, Metazoa, Chordata, Mammalia, Carnivora, Phocidae. Gene Ontology annotation, cellular component: cytosol. Bases 112 to 1020 code for a protein of 302 amino acids. Gene Ontology annotation, molecular function: spermidine synthase activity. The transcript is spliced from 8 exons. Gene Ontology annotation, biological process: spermidine biosynthetic process.